AUGGGAAAUCAUAACGUGCGUAAGGACUUUGCCAACAGCAAAAUAGCUUGGUACGUGAAGAACUCGCCCGAGGCAAAGAGACUUUGGAUCAGUGGUGUUAACGUCAUGACGCUCGUGUAUGACAAGGCGCACACAUUUUGGAACAAGGACCUGCCAUCGGCUAUUUUCUUCGGCAGCUUAACAAAGGGUAAGAAGAGAUCGAAGGUGCUAACGUGGCCGGGUAGUCGUUCAUGA
Messenger RNA from Peronospora farinosa, 234 nucleotides. The record is from the annotation of a GenBank genome assembly. Lineage: Eukaryota; Oomycota; Peronosporomycetes; Peronosporales; Peronosporaceae.